This is a messenger RNA of Lytechinus variegatus (green sea urchin), 2121 nucleotides long. Its product is annotated as ribulose-phosphate 3-epimerase-like. The record is from RefSeq and is a predicted model, not a curated record. Lineage: Eukaryota; Metazoa; Echinodermata; Echinoidea; Temnopleuroida; Toxopneustidae. Gene Ontology annotation, biological process: carbohydrate metabolic process; pentose-phosphate shunt; pentose-phosphate shunt, non-oxidative branch. The coding region runs from base 160 to 852 and encodes 230 amino acids. Gene Ontology annotation, molecular function: metal ion binding; D-ribulose-phosphate 3-epimerase activity. Gene Ontology annotation, cellular component: cytosol. The transcript is spliced from 8 exons.
CCAUCCCCAGGGUACACCCCCGGCCACUCAGUUUUGAGAUAGCUAUCGUUCAACUCCAAGGAGUCGUUUUUGACGACUGUCGAUUUCUACGAGCCGCGCCGGUGAACUGAGCUUUCAUUUCAUUCUCUGCUGUUGAGGUCUGAUCGAGGUUGGCGAAAGAUGGCAGGUGCCCACUAUGAGUGCAAAAUUGGACCAUCUAUAUUGAACUCUGACCUUUCAUCCUUGGCUGAUGAAUGUCACAGGAUGAUGGACAGUGGAGCUGACUAUCUACAUCUUGAUGUCAUGGAUGGCCAUUUUGUUCCAAAUUUAACAUUUGGACAUCCUGUUGUCAAGUGUCUGAGAGAAAAGAUCACCAGUGCAUUUUUUGAUAUGCAUAUGAUGGUGCUCAGUCCAGAAAAGUGGAUAGAGCCAAUGAAGAGUGCUGGAGCUGACCAAUAUACCUUCCAUGUAGAAGCCACUGAUGAUCCUAAGAUGGUUAUUCAUCGUAUCAAGGAGGCUGACAUGAAGGUUGGUAUAGCAGUGAAGCCAGCUACCCCUAUAGAUGUAGUUCUUCCCUACGUAGAAGACGUUAAUAUGGUUCUUGUCAUGACAGUGGAACCUGGAUUCGGAGGACAGAAGUUCAUGGGUGAUAUGAUGCCCAAGGUGAAGAAGUUGAGAGAGAUGUACAAGACUCUGGACAUUGAAGUGGAUGGAGGAGUAGGCCCUUCUACUAUUGACACCGUAGCAGAGGCGGGGGCUAACAUGAUCGUGUCGGGCAGCGCUAUUAUGAAGAGUGACAACCCAAAACAGGUGAUCCAAACACUGAGAGGCAGCGUACAAGAUGCCAUACAGAAAGCCAAUCUCGAGAGGUAGCGUCAAUGUUUGUACCGUUUUAUUUUAUAUUUUUCUAGUCAUAUUAGCACAUAUUCUCAAGUCAGGUUUGAUUUAAGCUCUGGUCUUAAGAUGUGGUUUAACUAUGGACAGCCAAUUGCAAUUUAUACAUAUCUCUAACAUUACAGGCUGGAUUUAUCAGCACAUUUUACAGUUGAAUCAUUCAUGACUCUCUGGGAAAAAUCAACAUACUAGUUUUCUUCACAAUAAGCUUGAGGAAAAUCUGCAGGUAAAUGUAGCAAACAUACAGUGAGAAUGGCUUCCCAUAAUUUUAGCACAGAGUUAGACCUUGGCCAAAGUUAAACUGGACGGCAGGAUAGUGAUUGUUUUCUUUGUUACUGAUAAUGUUUAAAAGUAAUUAAUAUGUAUAUUUUGCACCCUAAGCUGCUUAACAUGUAGACAAGGGAGGGUUAAUGUGAGGAGCCGGGCCAUUUUCAUGCUUGACUAUGGAAAGCACAUACAUGUACAUGUAAGAGGCUUUAAAUUGUUCUGGCCACUUUUUAGACCCAUAGAGUAGGAUUGACUGUCAUUAUUGGGUCAGCCGCAUUGUGGUAUAAGAAUUUUACAAUUUUUACUUCAAGCUAGACUUUCUUGAAUGUGAAAUGUCUUGUUAAUGCAUCAAAUGCAUGUUACGUGAAAAUGGGACUAUAAGUCACUCCAUAUGGUUGGACUAUAUGAGUGGUGCUUUUUGUACAAUGCCUUGUAGAAUGUGGCCGGUUAUAUAUUGGAUUUGUUUCAGAAUGCUAUUUGAGUUUUAUUGCACAAAUUAUAUAAUGAAUAAUAUUGUGUGAGAACUAGAAAAUAUUUCAAAUGAUAUUUAUUUCUAUCUUUUGUAUUCAUGUAUUUGAAGUUCAUUUAUUUUGCAAUGAAAAAAAUACCAGUAAAAAAACAUUCCUUAUUACUUACAACUCCAGUUACUGUGUGUACAUGGUAAUUUUUGCAGUGGUUCUGUUAUCACAAACUUUGGGAGUCUGUAAUAUGCUUUUAAUAAGUUUCCACAUCAAUUUAUGCCUAUUCAUACUAAUAGAAACAUCAUUAAAAGUGCAUUGAAAUUAAUCCAUACUCAUUCUCAUACUUAAACCCAGGUUUAAAGUUGUGGUUUAAGUAUGGAUAGCCUAUUGUUACAUAAAUCACUAACAGUGGCAGAUAUCAUAUUUAGCUCUUUUGCCUCUCAAGUCAUUCAUAAUUGUCUAGGAAGUAAAAACCGAUGAUUGUAUUCACCAUCGAUGAAUCAGGAAAGAGCACAGUAAA